AUGGAGCUUCAUACGAUAAAUCGUGGCGCUUUGUACAUUCUUGUUGCCCUCCUUACCGUAAUCUUCGUCAACGUCGCCCGCCAGUACCUCCCUCGUCGAAAAUCCGAGCCGCCUCUCGUCUUCCAUUGGCUACCCAUAAUUGGCAAUGCGAUCGAGUACGGGACGGAUCCUUUCAAUUUCUAUAAGAGGUGUCGAGCAAAGCAUGGCAAUAUAUUCACCUUUGUUCUUUUGGGAAAGAAAAUGACGGUAUGUCUGGGACCCGAGGGAAACGAGUUCGUGCUCAACGGGCGCGUCUCAGAUGUCAAUGCCGAAGACAUCUAUGGUCCCUUGACGACACCCGUCUUCGGCUCGGACGUCAUCUACGACUGUCCCAACGCAAAGUUGAUGGAACAGAAGAAAUUCGUCAAAUUUGGACUGACGCAGCAGGCCCUCGAGAGCUAUGUCCCGCUGAUUGAAGGAGAGGUUCUGAAUUACCUGACUAGCUCAAAAUGCUUUCAGAACACGAGUGGCAAGGUCAAUAUAUCUGCAGUCAUGGCGGAGAUCACCCUGUUCACGGCCGGUAGGGCGCUGCAAGGCGCCGAAGUACGGAAGAAGUUAACAGCUCAGUUCGCUGAGUUGUACCACGAUCUCGACAUGGGCUUCCAACCCAUUAAUUUCUUGAUUCCAUGGGCUCCAUUACCGCAAAAUCGACGUCGAGAUGCGGCACAUCUGAAAAUGAGGUCUGUCUACAUGGAUCUUAUCAACGACCGCCGGCGGAGAUCUACACACAAUAAGUUUGGGGGGAUAUAUGUCGACGAAGAGCCUGAUAUGAUAUCUAACCUGAUGAGCUGCGUAUACAGGAGUGGCCAGCCAGUGCCAGAUAAGGAGAUUGCGAAUAUGAUGAUUACAAUGCUCAUGGGUGGGCAGCACUCAUCCUCGUCCGCAAGUGCCUGGAUUAUGCUCCGCCUAGCCUCACAACCCAGCAUCGCAGAAGAGCUAUACGACGAACAAAGACAAAACCUCGGCUCCGAUGCAACUACACGGCCUCUCUCCCUCAGCGACCUUGACAAGCUACCACUCCUCGCCAACGUGAUCAAAGAGACACUGCGAGUACAUUCCUCGAUUCACUCGAUCAUGCGCAAAGUGAUGCGGCCUAUCGUCGUGCCGGGCACCGACUACGUCAUCACGCCGGACAAGGUGCUGGUAUCGUCGCCCAUAGUAUCCCACAUGAGCCCCGAGCACUUCGCCGACCCCGAGCGCUGGGAUCCGCACCGCUGGGACCACCACGUCGAAGUCGCCGAUGCCGACGACGUCGUGGACUACGGCUACGGUGUCACGAGCAAGGGAACUAAGAGCCCGUACCUGCCUUUCGGCGCCGGCCGUCAUCGGUGCAUCGGGGAGAAGUUUGCGUAUCUGAAUCUCGCAACUAUUGUUGUCACUAUUGUUAGGAAUAUGAAGCUUAGGACACCCGAUGGCUCGGAUAAGGUACCGCCGACGGAUUAUAGCUCGCUGUUUUCGAGGCCCGUGCAAUCUUCUGAGAUUCUGUGGGAACGACGCAGGUCUGAAUCGUCUACCUGA
Messenger RNA from Xylaria bambusicola, 1557 nucleotides. Its product is annotated as cytochrome P450. The coding region runs from base 1 to 1557 and encodes 518 amino acids. The transcript is spliced from 3 exons. The record is from RefSeq and is a predicted model, not a curated record. Gene Ontology annotation, biological process: ergosterol biosynthetic process. NCBI's taxonomy places the organism in Eukaryota, Fungi, Ascomycota, Sordariomycetes, Xylariales, Xylariaceae. Gene Ontology annotation, molecular function: oxidoreductase activity, acting on paired donors, with incorporation or reduction of molecular oxygen; iron ion binding; heme binding.